AUGAGAGCACACCAAAAUGGCACCAUCUCCAUUGACAUUUCAAAUUUCCUCCUGAACUGUUUUGUCAGAUCUCCCACUUGGCAGCACUGGCUGUCCCUGCCCCUCAGCCUCCUCUUCCUCCUGGCCAUGGGAGCCAAUGCCACCCUCUUGAUCACCAUCAGUCUGGAGGUCGCUCUGCACCAGCCCGUGUACUACCUGCUCAGCCUCCUCUCCCUGCUGGACAUUGUGCUCUGCCUCACCGUCAUCCCCAAGGUCCUGGCCAUCUUCUGGUUUGAUCUCAGACCCAUCAGUUUUUCUGCUUGCUUCCUCCAGAUGUACAUCAUGAAUUGCUUCCUAGCCAUGGAGUCAUGCACAUUCAUGGUCAUGGCUUAUGAUCGUUAUAUAGCCAUCUGCCACCCACUGAGAUACCCAUCCAUCAUCACUGAUCAGUUUGUAGUCAAAGCUGCUGCCUUUAUUUUGGCCAGGAAUGUCUUUAUAACUAUACCCAUUCCCAUUCUUUCAGCACAGUUUUAUUACUGUAGGAGAAAUGUCAUUGAGAACUGCAUCUGUGCCAAUAUGUCUGUCUCCAGGCUCUCCUGUGAUGAUGUCACUAUCAAUCGCCUUUACCAAUUUGCUGCAGGCUGGACUCCGCUAGGAUCUGACCUCAUCCUCAUCUUCCUCUCCUACACCUUCAUACUGAGAGCUGUGUUAAGACUCAAGGCAGAGGGUGCUGUGGCCAAGGCUCUAAGCACAUGUGGCUCCCACUUCAUCCUUAUCCUCUUCUUCAGCACCAUCCUUCUGGUCUUCGUUCUUACACAUGUGGCUAAAGAGAAAGUCUCCCCUGAUGUACCAGUCUUGCUCAAUGUCCUCCACCAUGUCAUCCCUGCAGCCCUCAACCCUAUUGUUUAUGGGGUGAGAACCCAGGAGAUCAAGCAAGGAAUCCAGAGGUUACUGAAGAAAGAGUGGUAA
Propithecus coquereli (Coquerel's sifaka) is the source of this 948-nucleotide messenger RNA. RefSeq names its product olfactory receptor 56A3-like. Gene Ontology annotation, molecular function: olfactory receptor activity; G protein-coupled receptor activity. The record is from RefSeq and is a predicted model, not a curated record. Gene Ontology annotation, biological process: G protein-coupled receptor signaling pathway. The transcript has a single exon. Lineage: Eukaryota; Metazoa; Chordata; Mammalia; Primates; Indriidae. The coding region runs from base 1 to 948 and encodes 315 amino acids. Gene Ontology annotation, cellular component: membrane.